ACGUUACGUCGGCGCGUGCGAGCGUUAGGGCUGGGUCUCCGGAGCCGAAGGUGGGCGCUACCAGCGCAUGUCGGAGGUUGAGAGAAACUCUUGGCUGGGUUCUAGAGUUUGGACCUCAUGGCGGAGAUAAUUCAGGAACGUAUAGAAGACCGGCUUCCCGAGUUGGAACAGCUGGAGCGCAUUGGACUAUUCAGUCACGCGGAGAUUAAGGCUAUCAUUAAGAAGGCUUCGGAUCUAGAAUACAGAAUACAGCGAAGAGCUCUUUGUAAGGAAGACUUUAUCAAUUAUGUUCAAUAUGAAAUUAAUCUUUUGGAGCUGAUCCAGAGGAGAAGAUCUCGCAUCGGGUAUUCAUUUAAGAAGGAUGAGAUUGAGAAUUCUAUUGUACACCGGGUACAAGGUGUGUUCCGACGCGCUUCAGCAAAGUGGAAAGAUGAUGUUCAACUUUGGCUGUCCUAUGUUGUCUUCUGUAAGAAAUGGGCUACCAAAGCUCAACUUAGCAAGGUGUUCUCUGCCAUGUUGGCCAUUCAUUCAAACAAGCCAGCUCUGUGGAUUAUGGCAGCCAAAUGGGAAAUGGAAGAUCGCUUGUCUUCAGAAAGUGCAAGACAACUCUUUCUUCGAGCUCUGCGCUUUCAUCCCCAUUGCCCAAAACUUUAUCAAGAAUACUUCAGGAUGGAGCUGAUGCAUGCUGAGAAAUUGAGGAAGGAAAAGCAAGAAUUUGAGAAGGCCAAAAUGGAUGUGGGAAAUCUUGAUUAUCCUGAAGAAAUCCUGACAGGCGAGUUGGCACGGAUCAUCUACAAAAAUUCUAUAAACAUAAUUAAAGGUGCAGAAUUUCAUGUGUCACUGCUUUCAAUUGCACAGCUCUUUGACUUUGCCAAAGAUCUGCAAAAAGAAAUUUAUGAUGACCUUCAGGCUGUGCACACAGAUGACCCUCUCACUUGGGAUUAUGUGGCACGGCGAGAAUUAGAGAUACAGUCGCAGCCAGGAGAAGAGCAGCCUGCAGCAAAGCAAGCCAGAGCAGUGGAGGCAGGCCGGAAGGAGGAGCGCUGCUGUGCUGUGUACGAGGAGGCAGUCAAGAGUCUCCCUACAGAGGCCAUGUGGAAGUGUUACAUCAACUUUUGCUUGGAAAGGUUUGCUAAGAAGACAAGUAGUCAGUCCCUCAGAGGACAGAGGCUGGAAAGAACCAUGACUGUAUUCAGGAAGGCACAUGAACUCAAACUUCUACCAGAAUUCCUGUACAAGCAGUGGAUCGAGUUGUUGCUGCAUCAUGACUUCCUUAAGGAAGCUCUGCAGGUGGCUGUAGCCGGGAUUGAGUUGUUUAGAGACUCUGUGAUGAUAUGGGAGCUGAAGCUGCGGGUGCUGAUUGAGUCAAAGAGCCCUGACGUAGCCAGGCAUUUUGAAGAAGCCUUUGCGUCCCUGAAACCCCAGGUUUGUCUGCCAUUGUGGAUUUCUUGGGCAGAGUGGAGUGAAGGUGCCAGAAGCCAAGAAGACACUGAAGCCAUCUAUAAGAAAGCUAUCUUAGUUAUCACGGGUGCUGACUCAACCACUCUGAAGGAAAAGUACCUGGAUUGGGCUUAUCGAAGUGGUGGCAACAAAAAGGCGAGAGCUGUGUUUAAAAGUUUACAGGAAAGCCGUCCAUUUUCAGUUGAUUUUUUCAGGAAAAUAAUCCAGUUUGAAAAGGAGCAAGAAUCCUGCAAGAUGGCGAACUUAAGAGAAUAUUAUGAGAGGGCUUUGAGAGAGUUUGGAUCUGUAGAUUCUGAUCUUUGGAUGGAUUACAUCAAAGAAGAAUUGAACCACCCCCUUGGCAGACCUGAGAACUGCGGACAGAUAUAUUGGCGAGCCAUGAAAAUGUUGCAGGGAGAGUCAGCAGAGAAGUUUGUAGCCAAACAUGCUAUGCAUCAAGCUGGCCAUUUGUGAAAAGAGGAAGACCACAGCCAACCUUCUGAAAUAGUAUUGUAAGCCCUCUGGGCAGGUUUGUGUUAUGAAUUCUUCUGCAGUUGGCAGACAAAAUUUUGAGACAUGUUUUAAUUUUGUUACUGGGUUAAUCUUUAAUUCCAGAAAAGAGAACUGCUGUUUAGUGGCCAGAGGCUAUUUGUUGAGGCUGUAUUUACUGUAGAUCCUAAAUGUUUUCCAAAAUAUGUGGAAAUCAUACAACUGAGUUUCUUUUAUUACCCCUGUCAGGGGUGGAUGUCUCUAAUCUAGACCUAGGGGCCAGUUGAAAUGGAGGGGAAAGUACAGCUCUGUUUAUUUUCUCAUUAUAAAAGUAUACAUGGUAUGUGUCUGUUGUAGAAAAUAUGGUAAGAAUAGAAUAAUGAAAAUAAAAGUAUCCGGUCAUAUCAUCUGGAGUUAAACUCAGUAAUUUGAUUUCCUUGAUUGAAAUUGGAUUUAUUCUGAGAUCAUUUAUUUAGUCAUUGAGUGCUCAUCAUAAGCAGAAAAGAAGGGAAGCUCUUUGGGAUGGAUGUCUUGAGAGCUGGCUGAAGCAGUAGAGAAGGAUUGGGGAAAAAGUCCUUUAAGAAGAUUAAGACAUUAUAAAAGUGUCUUUUAUUCCUGGGACAGAUCUGCAGAGAAGUGUUUACCAUGGGAAGGCCUGGCAACCAAAGAAGGGCAGGGCUAGGGAGUAGAUUAGAAUGCAGAGAAGGGCUUCAGAGGCGAUGAUGGUAGAUGGCUUAGAGCAGAGAAGGGCAUUCUGGGAGCAGGGGACGCAGUUGUUUGAAUUUUAUGUUAUUUAACUUAACAUUAUGAUGUCAGUGGGAGAAAUAUUCAGUACAGUUUACUUACUAUGUUUCACUUAAUGUUGUUUUCCCCCAUAUCAUUAAAAUAACCUUAAAAACAUUUGAUUUAUAGCAUUCCAUUGAGUAGAUGAGCCAUGACUUAUUUUACUAAUCCCCUGUGGUUGGACCUUGCCAUUUGUAAUUUUUUUCUAAUUAUAAACACUGUUGAUGAAGAUUCUUGUAAAUCUUUGUUUACAUCCUUGGUUAUUUCUUUAGUAGAUUGAUAUCUUACAGAAUUAUUAGAUUAAAGGAUAUAACUUUUUAAAGGAAUAUUGAUAUAUAUUGCCAGUUUGCAAUGCAUGAAAAUGUCAGCACCUUUGGCUGCAGAGUAUAUUUUAUAUUUUUAUUUUAAUAAGUGAAAAAUGACAUAUCAUUGUUUUAAUGUGCAUUUCUUUGACAGUAAUGGAAUGAAUGUUUUUUUCCUGGUUCUCAUCUUCUCAUGUUCUUUGACAGUUCUUUGAACUUUUUCUUAUUAAUUUGUAAGUUUCAUAUAUAUUAAGAGUAUUAACCUUUA
Molecule: messenger RNA, 3282 nt
Organism: Miniopterus natalensis
Lineage: Eukaryota; Metazoa; Chordata; Mammalia; Chiroptera; Miniopteridae
Gene: UTP6
Product: UTP6 small subunit processome component
Biological process (GO): maturation of SSU-rRNA from tricistronic rRNA transcript (SSU-rRNA, 5.8S rRNA, LSU-rRNA)
Cellular component (GO): small-subunit processome; Pwp2p-containing subcomplex of 90S preribosome
Molecular function (GO): snoRNA binding; protein binding
Source: RefSeq, a predicted model, not a curated record